Messenger RNA from Lentinula edodes (shiitake mushroom), 429 nucleotides. RefSeq lists its product as uncharacterized. Bases 83 to 388 code for a protein of 101 amino acids. The record is from RefSeq and is a predicted model, not a curated record. NCBI's taxonomy places the organism in Eukaryota, Fungi, Basidiomycota, Agaricomycetes, Agaricales, Omphalotaceae. The transcript has 5 exons.
CUUGGGCCCUCGUUACCUCACACCUGCUAUCUACUAUCUAUCUUGGUUGCCCCAGGGUUGCCCGGUACCUAUUUCUUCCGUGAUGCAUUGUCCAUAUGAAAAUCAGAACUCUCAAUGCCGGUGUCAGUUGGCCCCCGUGUCGCGACCAUCUCGGUGUUCAACUACCUCGAGCUCUAUUAGUAUCAAGCCCGCACUAUUCUAUGGCAUCAGUGCCCUGUUUUUCUGUCAUUUUGCGUCAAACGCUGUCAAACGUUGUCCCGGCCUCGUUUCAUCGAGCUUAGACGAUAGUCUACGCAAGACUAAUAGCAGGUUCACAUGGCGGGCUGCACUUCGAACAUUACGCUCCAUCUUGUCUUCGCCUACGUACUUGACACAUAUACGCCGUUGAACUUCGCACAAUAUAAGUACUCACAUCGUAGUCUUCUCCCC